AUGCACGACCCGUCGGAUCUGCGAGGCCUGGCGUCGGGCGCCUCGGCUCUCGGCGGAUCAGCGUAUCCUCUCUCUUCGCCUCUUCGAUCCACCUCGCCGUACAGAGCAGACCGACUCGCGGCGCCUUCCUCCACCCUUCCAUUGUUUGCGUCUCCAAUGCGAUCUGCGGCUGGCGACAGUCGCUUGCGAGCCUUUGGACAAGAAAACGAAUCGACGCAUUCCUUUCUUGAUAGCCACGGAGGCUUCUCGACGGCGUCCUGCUCAGCAGCGGGCUCUGCCGCUCGCGAAACCUUCAGGCGUGAAGUUGGACAGUUCUCUUUCUACAAAUCGCUUCUUCCACCUGGUUCGGCAGGGACGGUCGGUCGCGGCGUCGGGAAGAAAGGGCCUGGAGGUGUGCAGCAGCUGUUGGGGAAUGAGGAGGCGAAGCGCGAAAGCGUCAAAACCAUCAUUCGAUUUCUUUGCUACUCCGGAUUUCCGCAACAACUGUCGCCCAAGAUCUUCGUCGCGCCUCCCCGAAACCUGCUCGUGGAAAUUUGGAAUCACCUGUUGAGGAGAGCCUGUGACGACAGCGUGCAGGUGACGAACGAAAAUGCGAACGAGGAGGUGCCACGACUCUUCAAGGAGUUGGGAUAUCCCUUGACCAUCGCGAAGUCGUCGAUGCAGGCGCCGAACUCCGCGCACCAGUGGCCGCUGCAUCUGCAUGCGCUCUCAUGGCUCUGCGAACUGCUGAUCUACGAGUCCGAGGUUUUCAGCCGCGACCCGCUCUUGAAUCCUGCGAUCGAGAAGAAGGACGCUUUGUCUGCUGGCGCAGUCGUCGGCGAAGAGAUGAUAUCGCGCAUGCUCCUUCACUAUUACCCACAGUCCGGAAAUGGGCGCGACUUGACGCAUUUGCAGCAGUCUCUACAUUCGCGGCUGCAGAGAGACGUCGAGCAGCUGGAGAGUUCGAUCGCGUCUCGAGAGAGACAGCUAGCUCGUGCUCAACAGGAACUGCGAAGGAUUUCCGCCGAACUGGAGGCGAACGCUGCACUCCCUCCGGAGAUCGACCGCCUUUGCGGAGACCUCGAGAAGCUGAAGGACGGUAUCAAGCAGCAGAGGUCUGCGUCUGAGCAGCAGGAAAAGGAAAUCGACGCGAAGCAAAGUCGGCGGAACGCCCUGCAGUCGGAGAUUCGUCAAGUCGCUGCCGAGACGCAACAACUCGACGCUCAAGUGAAGGAGCAAGGGCUCAGCAAAGCAGAAGUGGAGAAAAUUCGUAGCGAAAUCCACGUCCUUCGAGAGAGAGUGGCUCUCCGCUCUAAGGACGUUGAAGGGCAACAGCUUCAGCUGGCCGGAGUCGAGGAUGAGAUCAAUCGUCGCGGCGAGGAGCUCCGCGUCACAACGAGGACGUGCAACAGCCUGUUGCAGCGAUGCAUGCAAGACACAGAGACCGCAAAAUUUGCGUCUGAUACCGCUUGGGCGUCGCUCAGCAGAUUUGCCACGAGUGCGACUCUCUCUGGAGACUCUUCCUCUUCGUUUGCUUCUUCACGUGGAUCCUCUGAGAGUCGCCGAAGCAGCAGUCGGCCGUGGGCUCCGCAGUCUCACUCUGAACCGGAGGCCAAAGGAAACGCAGACGAGCAUCUCGCCACACAUGAACAGCUGCUCGGUGUGCCCUGGAAGGCGUGGAAGGCAGAGCUCCUUCGCCUCGUGCAGAGCGACAAACAGGUCGACGCUCAGAGUCGCCGAACGGAUGAGAAGACUAUUGGGGAAAUCGAGAAGUUGAAAAAGGCGCGACAGCAGCUCGACAGUACGCGGCGAACGGAGGAGCGCAAGAUCUCAGUUCUGCAUGAAGACUUGCACAAGCUGGAGGAGCAGCGAGCACAGCAGAAACAAGUUCUUUCUUCGGAAAUUGAGACAUUGCAAAGAGGGGUGUCUGAACACCGUCUCGCGGUCGAGGCAGAGCUGUUGAAAGCCGAGCGUCAGGCGAACGACUUGCGCCUUCUCUACGAGAAGACCGAGAAGGAAAACGACGCCGAAGUCGCUGCGAGAAUCGACAACUUGAAGAAGAUCCAGCAAGACGGUCUCGCGGCGAAAAGGGAAGUCCUCCAUGCUCUCCAACAGCUCGUGCAGAACAAGGAGCACGCUUGCGUCGGAUACGAAAAAGAUCUCCUUGCAGUCGUUUCCCGAAGCGAAAAGUACACUCUCGGCUGCUAA
Messenger RNA from Toxoplasma gondii ME49, 2187 nucleotides. Its product is annotated as HEC/Ndc80p family protein. The transcript has 16 exons. Lineage: Eukaryota; Apicomplexa; Conoidasida; Eucoccidiorida; Sarcocystidae. The coding region runs from base 1 to 2187 and encodes 728 amino acids. The record is from RefSeq and is a predicted model, not a curated record. Gene Ontology annotation, biological process: attachment of mitotic spindle microtubules to kinetochore. Gene Ontology annotation, cellular component: Ndc80 complex.